GGCUUUAAAAACUGGAGGAAGUUCAAUCCAUAUCCCUUAAGGAAGUUUGUGAUGCUUGUUGCUUUCUAGCAAAUAUUAUCGAAAAAGUUAUAGAUAAAAAUUCUCUGGCUUUAACAAUUUCAUCAACUGGUCAUUGUAUGUUUACAAAAUCUAGUUGGAAAGUUUUAUCUGAAUCUUGCUUUUCUGAUCCUUUAUUAAAAGUUAUUGUUAAUGCUGUAAAUAAGUAUCAUGAAAAAACUGGCGAAGAUAGUAAGAUUUUUAUAUUGCUCUUGAAAGAAAUUAUGUGUAAUUUUGAAAGCAUUGUAAAUGUUAAUGAUGAUAACUAUUUGAGGAAAAUAAUAUCACUAGAAAUUAGUGAUCUGAUGUCUUAUUUACCAUGCAUUUUUUCAAAUAUGUAUAUAUCAUCUGCUGUUAGUUCUGCUCCUCAUUUAGAUUUUAAAAAAUUUACCUGUGAUUUGAAAGGAAUUGUGCUUACGUUUUUGCAGUCUAAAUUUUCUCCUUCUGUUGCUAAAGCACUAUGCAGUUUAAUUUCUGAAUUUAUCUUGAAAUGUGUUGGUGACUGGCAUUUGUCAAAAAAAGUUUUAGAAUAUUUAAUAAUAAAUUUUGAUGCAUUAUGUUUUAAAGCAUCAUUACCACUAUCAGCAUCACACAUUUUAAAUGGGUUCAUAUUGAAUCAGAAAUUAAGAUUUCUUGAUAUGGGCAAUGCUAAUUUUAUUAUUGUAUAUGACUUAAUACAACAAGUAUCUCCAAAUGAAGCAACUUGGGAAGCUGAAUGUGAAUCGCUUCCUUUAAAAUUAAGUACUUUAUAUUUGAAUUAUGAGGAAAUGCUAAAUUUUGUAAAAAUACAAAACAUUGCUGUAAUUUUUACGCCAUGUACUGUUAAUGCAUAUUUAAAAUCAUUGUUUUUGAAAAACAAUAUAGUUGUGCUUGACAGCAUAGUGAAAGAAGAUAUUGAGAUAAUUUUGUUUUACACCGGUAUCUCUCCUUUGAAGUUCUUAAAUGAGACUCUGGAACCAAGGAACAUCGGCCAUCUUAAGAGUCUUAGAACUGUACAUAGCGUAAAACAACCAUGCAUGCUCUUGGAGUUUUCAUCAUCAUUAAAAUGGUUUAAUCUUAAUCAUAUUAUGCUUUGUGCACCAUUUGAUGCUGUAUGGAAAGAGUAUUAUUCUGAAUGUUAUAAUUGCUUAAAAAUUGUCCAUUUGUGGUUAUUUCCUGAGAAGGUUAAUUAUUGUUGUAGGAAAAAAAGAUCUGUAUUUGUAAAUAAUGAAUUUCACUUAGAAAAUAAAAUUUGUUCAAAUUUAUUAAAAGUUGAUCAUAAUAUUGUAGAAUAUCUUUGCACUGCAUGUUCUGUAUUAAAUGAAAAUUCUUGUAAGAAUGAUGGAAGAUUAAAUUCUGAGUAUUUACAUGACAAUGAAUCAACUUCUCAAUACUGUCCGAUUGGUAUGUCAUAUCCAUUUGGAUUUUGGGAAAUUUCACUUAAAAUGACUCUUGCAAAAUUAUUAAGAAGUGAAAAAUUGCCCUUUAAAAAUUUCCUUGAAAUUAUGAAUUAUGCAUUAUUAAACGUUAUUAGUAUAACAUUAAAUAUUUCAUGUACUUGCAAUGAUGAUAUCAGUGAAAGCUAUUGUACAUUCUAUGAGAGAUUUAAGUCUAAGGUUUUAAAUCCUUUGGAACCAGUUGUUAUUAAAGAAGAGCUCAUAUUUCAUGUUUUGGGAUUAGUGCAACAAUUAUUAAAAAUUGAUGGUCUCAUUUGUCAAAAAUGAGUUUGAUUCAUAAUUAGGAAAUUCAUUUCAGUUAUUAGGCUAAAGGUGUGUUAGAUCUGAAGGGCUAUUAGUCUCAAAAUAGCAUUUUGUGUCAUUUCAUUUUCUGCAUUGGUUUACUUUUCAAACUGUUGCCACUAAAUAUUAAAAAACUAAAUUAUGAAGAAUAUUCAUGAAUGUUUCUCGC
Molecule: messenger RNA, 1944 nt
Organism: Stegodyphus dumicola
Lineage: Eukaryota; Metazoa; Arthropoda; Arachnida; Araneae; Eresidae
Source: RefSeq, a predicted model, not a curated record